Pteronotus mesoamericanus is the source of this 629-nucleotide messenger RNA. Its product is annotated as reticulon-4-interacting protein 1, mitochondrial-like. The transcript has 2 exons. NCBI's taxonomy places the organism in Eukaryota, Metazoa, Chordata, Mammalia, Chiroptera, Mormoopidae. Gene Ontology annotation, cellular component: mitochondrion. The record is from RefSeq and is a predicted model, not a curated record. Gene Ontology annotation, molecular function: oxidoreductase activity; zinc ion binding. The coding region runs from base 1 to 600 and encodes 199 amino acids.
AUGGCGGAAAAAAAUUGCACAGGAAAACGUGUUUUGAUCUUGGGUGCUUCAGGUGGAGUUGGUACUUUUGCUAUACAGGUAAUGAAAGCAUGGAAUGCUCGUGUGACAGCAGUUUGCUCUCAGGAUGCCAGUGAACUUGUAAAGAAGCUUGGGGCAGAUGACGUAAUUGAUUACAAAUCUGGAAAUGUGGAAGAACAGUUGAAAUCUUUAGAACCGUUUGAUUUUAUCCUUGAUAAUGUUGGUGGAUCCACUGAAACAUGGGCUCUAAAUUUACUCAAGAAAUGGUCAGGAGCCACAUAUGUGACUUUGGUGACUCCUUUUCUCCUGAACAUGGACCGACUGGGCAUAGCAGACGGCAUGCUGCAGACGGGCGUCACCGUGGGUUCUAAGACAUUAAAGCAUUUCUGGCAAGGAGUCCAUUAUCGCUGGGCCUUUUUCAUGGCCAGUGGUCCCUAUCUAGAUGACAUUGCAAAACUGGUGGAUGAGGGAAAGAUUCAGCCAGUUAUUGAAAAAACCUUUCCUUUUUCUGAAGUUCCAGAAGCCUUUCUGAAGGUGGAAGGAGGACACGCACGAGGAAAGACUGUAAUUAAUGUCAUUUAAAUAAAUACUGUUUGGUGAUUUAAAAAAAA